AUGGCGCUGCGGAGGGGCGGCGGCGGGGCGCCCGGGCUGCAGCUGCUGCUGCUGCUGCUGAGCGCCGCGUGCCUGGUCCCGCCGAGCGCGCAGGUGAGGCGGCUGGCGCGCUGCCCCACCACUUGCAGCUGCACCAAGGAGUCCAUCAUCUGCGUGGGCUCUUCCUGGGUGCCCAGGGUCGUGCCGGGCGACAUCAGCUCCCUGAGCCUGGUAAAUGGGACGUUCUCCGAGAUCAAGGACCGAAUGUUUUCCCAUCUGCCUUCCUUGCAGCUGCUAUUGCUGAAUUCUAACUCAUUUACAGUCAUCCGCGAUGAUGCUUUUGCUGGACUCUUUCAUCUCGAAUACCUGUUCAUCGAAGGGAACAAAAUAGAAACGAUUUCAAGAAAUGCCUUCCGUGGCCUCCGUGACCUGACUCACCUCUCUUUGGCCAAUAACCACAUAAAAGCACUCCCAAGAGAUGUCUUCAGUGAUUUAGACUCCCUGAUUGAACUAGAUUUAAGGGGCAAUAAAUUUGAAUGCGACUGCAAAGCCAAGUGGCUGUAUCUGUGGUUGAAGAUGACAAAUUCCACCGUUUCGGACGUGCUGUGUAUCGGUCCCCCGGAAUAUCAGGAGAAGAAGCUAAACGAUGUGACCAGCUUUGACUACGAAUGCACAACUACAGAUUUUGUCGUUCAUCAGACGUUGCCCUACCAGUCGGUUUCGGUGGAUACGUUCAACUCCAAGAACGACGUGUACGUGGCCAUCGCCCAGCCCAGCAUGGAGAACUGCAUGGUGCUGGAGUGGGACCACAUCGAAAUGAAUUUCCGGAGCUAUGACAAUAUCACAGGUCAGUCCAUUGUGGGCUGCAAGGCCAUCCUCAUCGACGACCAGGUGUUUGUGGUGGUGGCCCAGCUCUUCGGCGGCUCUCACAUCUACAAAUACGACGAGAGCUGGACCAAGUUUGUCAAAUUCCAAGACAUCGAAGUCUCUCGCAUUUCCAAGCCCAACGACAUUGAGCUGUUUCAGAUCGAGGACGAGACGUUCUUCGUCAUCGCCGACAGCUCGAAAGCCGGCCUGUCAACGGUUUAUAAAUGGAACAGCAAAGGCUUCUACUCCUACCAGUCCCUGCACGAGUGGUUCAGGGACACGGACGCCGAGUUCGUCGACAUAGACGGGAAAUCGCACCUGAUCCUGUCCAGCCGCUCCCAGGUCCCCAUCAUCCUGCAGUGGAAUAAGAGCUCCAAGAAGUUCGUCCCCCACAGCGACAUCCCCAACAUGGAGGACGUGCUGGCCGUGAAGAGCUUCCGAAUGCAGAACUCCCUCUACCUGUCCCUCACCCGCUUCAUCGGGGACUCCAGGGUCAUGAGGUGGAACCAUAAGCAGUUCGUGGAGAUCCAGGCUCUCCCGUCCCGGGGGGCCAUGACCCUGCAGCCCUUUUCUUUUAAAGAGAAUCACUACCUGGCCCUGGGGAGCGACUACACGUUCUCCCAGAUAUACCAGUGGGACAAGGAGAAGCAGCUGUUCAAGAAGUUCAAGGAGAUCUACGUGCAGGCGCCUCGUUCCUUCACGGCCGUCUCCACCGACAGGAGGGAUUUCUUUUUUGCAUCCAGUUUCAAAGGGAAAACAAAGAUUUUCGAACACAUAGUUGUUGACUUAAGUUUGUGA
Messenger RNA from Eptesicus fuscus (big brown bat), 1644 nucleotides. RefSeq names its product leucine rich repeat LGI family member 2 (gene LGI2). Bases 1 to 1644 code for a protein of 547 amino acids. Gene Ontology annotation, molecular function: protein binding. The transcript has 8 exons. The record is from RefSeq and is a predicted model, not a curated record. Lineage: Eukaryota; Metazoa; Chordata; Mammalia; Chiroptera; Vespertilionidae. Gene Ontology annotation, biological process: inhibitory synapse assembly.